AAUUCGCUAGUGUCGGGUGGCAUUUCGCCGGGGCAUUCAUAUGUGAGAAAAGGACAGUAAUAUUUCUAUGGAAGCCGACUAAGUUUGACAGCAUCAGAAAAAUAAUUCUUGCUCGCGAAUAUCAUAUAGCAGUGAAAUAAAUAUUAAAAAACAAAAUUUGCAUCCAAAAUAACAAUAUAACUGCGAAAACGUGCAGCAACCAGAAAUUUGUAAGCGAAAAUAUAUCGUGCCAGGGUCACAGCGCCGGUCAAGAAUUGCCUUGUUGUGGAUAUUUGGAUAAAAGCACGCCGUUCUAGAGCCUUCUUCCUGCUAAACGGAUAAUAACACUGCCACAGAACCAGCAUGUCUCAUACAAUACUUUUGGUGCAGCCUGCUUCUCGACCUGAGACGCGCACCUACAGCGACUACGAGAGUGUAAAUGAAUGCAUGGAGGGUGUUUGCAAAAUCUACGAAGAACACCUGAAAAGGCGCAAUCCCAACACACCUACAAUUACAUACGAUAUCAGUCAAUUAUUCGACUUUGUUGAUCAGUUGGCGGAUAUCAGUUGCCUCGUUUAUCAAAAGUCGACAAAUACUUAUGCACCCUAUAAUAAGGAGUGGAUCAAGGAAAAAAUAUACGUGCUGCUGCGGCAAGCGGCAGGCAAUUCAAAUUGAUGUGGUAAACGAACUGCUUGAGAGCUGUUAGCAACAUAUAAUCGCAAUACGGAUGAAAAUGAAUAGGUUUUAUAAUAAAAUCUAUUACAAUUACGAGUAAAUUAAUACGAUAUGUAAUUGAUUUUUAUUUGAACUAUUGUAAACACGUAAAAUACGUUUGUCAUAGCUUCUCCAAUCAAUCGAAGCUUUAAAAUCAUUGCAACAGAUAACGCUACUCGAAAAGCAAUGUAGAAAAAAACCAGUCAUUUAAUUUCAUCUUCAAAACUUACAGUAAACACUAUUGACAAGAACACUUUUUUGUAUUUUUGCUACAACAUUGAAUUAAAUAUUUAUGUAAUCAUUUAUAAAGAAAUAAUAUUUACUUUUCCCAUGCAGCCUACUGCAGCAACGGAUUAGCUGUUUCAGAAACUGAACGAAGUAUUUGAAACUCUAAUUUGUGGCCACCAACACUUUAAUUAAACUUAGGGAUAAGAUGCUAGUAAUAAGAAUUUCUUGAAGUUUGUGUUUGAAGUAAAUGCCAGUUCCGCAUAGAUUUUGUAAACUGCCAAUGCAAAUGCAGUUACUUUUGUAAAUGGAAGCGAAUGGACGUGUACACAUUAAACAAUAAAUGUUAGAAAAUCAAAA
Bactrocera oleae (olive fruit fly) is the source of this 1278-nucleotide messenger RNA. It is a transcript of the gene e(r), whose product is annotated as enhancer of rudimentary. Lineage: Eukaryota; Metazoa; Arthropoda; Insecta; Diptera; Tephritidae. The record is from RefSeq and is a predicted model, not a curated record.